Bombyx mori (domestic silkworm) is the source of this 5802-nucleotide messenger RNA. Its product is annotated as mitochondrial 2-oxoglutarate/malate carrier protein. Lineage: Eukaryota; Metazoa; Arthropoda; Insecta; Lepidoptera; Bombycidae. The transcript has 9 exons. The record is from RefSeq and is a predicted model, not a curated record. The coding region runs from base 2471 to 3352 and encodes 293 amino acids. Gene Ontology annotation, molecular function: transmembrane transporter activity.
CUGAAGGGCGCGACGCGAGGAAUCGUUAUGGACGCGUUCGAAUAUUUGUAGAGUAAUUUGGUCAGACAAAUUUCAUAAAACAAAAAACGUGGAAGCUUUAAGCAAAUGUAUAAAGUUUUUUUCAAAGCACGUUUCGAGUAACGAAGCUGUUACUCUGAGACUGAAUGUUGAAUAACAUUGAUAAUUUGCUAUUUUGAAAAUUCACCCAGAGGAACCAAAACAUUAAAUUUACUCGAAAGAAAGCCGCAAGUUAAAACAUAAAAUGAGUAGGCAAUCACAAACAGAAUCCACAAGACUGUUCGAUAACUCUGUAAGACAAUGUGUAAGGUAUGUGUUUUGUCGCGAAGCUGAUAAAAUACCCAUAAAACGAUCUGAGAUAUUGGAGCAAAUUGCGCCCGAAUAUAGGAAAAAAUCGAAAAAUGUUUUAGUUGAAGUUGAAAAAGAAUUAAAACGGGUGUACGGAUAUAAACUUGUAGAAAUAAAAGAUAAAGAUAAAAUCCUAUACAUUGUUGUGCUGGAUGAAGCAUGUGAAUCUCCACCUUCGAGAACAACAGACCUACUACAGAAGAGGAUAUUGUCGGGGGCUCUUACACAUAUCUUUAUGUCAGGAAGACCAGUCAAAGAAGAUGAUAUGUGGAGUUUCCUAGAUAAAUCUGGUUUACUCGCAGAAGAUAACAUUUCUGGAAGAAAAUUACUAACACAGCAAUUUACAAAACAGUUGUACCUUUCAUAUUCAAAGAUGGGGGAAGGUGAACUAGCUAGGUACACAUUUGACUGGGGUCCAAGAGCUAAUCAUGAAUUGCCCAAGAAGUUCAUACUGCAAAAAGUUGCAGUAGCAUUUGGUACAGAUCCAGCAUGUUGGUCGGAACAAUACAAAAGAACACUGCAAUAAAUCAAGAUCUACUUGUACCUUGAAUAUAAAAGAAAUUUUUCAAUAAAGAAGAUGUGAAAUGAGUUGAUCCAUGAUGAUAACAAUAUUUCCUCAUUUUAAUAUUAAAUACGGUACAGUAUAAAAUACAGUACUACAGAAAAUAUAAAAAAACGAUUUGUUCAUCAUUAACAAUAAUAAUGGAUUGUAUUAUAUUAAAAUAUUAGUGAAACCUGGACACACUAUUAACUGUAUGAAAAUGAGAUCAAAAUAAUGCAGUUAAUUGGAGUUUACCUCUUAGGAGAUUCAGUUGUUGCCUACAAUUGUCCAAUAUCUUUAAAAUCUAAAUAUUCACUACUCUAGGAAUAAAAAAAUUUAUAAUCACUAUUUUCUAAGUUUUUUUUUUUGUUUUGAUUGGAAUAAAGUAAAACAACUUUAUUUGUUAAUUUCUUUGUUAAGUUUAUCAUUUUUGUCUGAAUUCUGAAGACAUUAGUUUUGAAUUUUUCCACUCAAUGAAAGUGUUGCAUAAUUUUCUAUCACGGUUACCGUACCAUUUGCAGUGGACUCAAUCGAUCUGCAACGAAUAGGUGUAUACAGUAAUCCGGUCAGCAGUCAGCGGUUUAGCUGUGCCCAUGUCCACGAGGCGAGACCAGGCCGUGUGAUCGUCAACCCACCACAGCUAAAAAAAAAAUGUGGUGUCGUGGGACACCAGGUAGGAACGAAGUUCGGCUAAUGUAGAAUCGACACAAUUUGCAAAAAAAAAAUCGUGCUCAAUUUUAUGUUGGUUUUCUUGAUUUUUCUCUUAAAUUUUGCUGAUUAGUUUUUAUUUAAGUACAGGAAAGUAUUUAGGAAAUUCAGUAUUUUAGGAAAUAAUAAAUUACGUAAAAUAAAAAUAAAAUCGUAAUUCAAAUCAUCAAUUAAAAUAACAAAAUAUGUCUCUUUAUUUUUGUUUGACAACAUAAAAUUACAUAGAAAUAGAAAUAAUUACAAUUACAAAAUAGAGAGAGAAGGGAUGAGAGAGCGAAAAGAAAGAGGGAGAAAGAGAAAGGUAUUAUACACUACUCGCUUGUGUAUACGACUGUCGCGCCUGCGCACGUCUCAUUUAACGGUUUUAUUCCACGCACUUUUUUCCACGGAUUUUUUCUUACGGUUUUACUAUCACAUUUUUUUCAGUUCGGUCGCGCAGCAAAAUCCCUAUCCCCUCCAAGCCUGCCGUAAGGAACUUCGUUCCAAAAAAUGUCCACCAAAUCAGAUUAAUAUUACCUACUAACAAUGACAGAAAAUUUAAGAAUUUUUAAUGUUUUUUGUUUUUUAAUGUACACAUUUUUAAAUUAUUUCAAAAUACCUAAGAAACUACGGUUCAAUUGUAGUGUUACAAAGUUAAAAUGUGCCAUGAUCCAUUUGCUUUACGCCAGAACUUAACGUAACAUCACACAUUGAAAUGUCAAAACGUCAAAAACUUCAAACUAAUCUUAGAAGCUGAAUAAAGCAGCUGUUUUUCUCUACCGUAAAAUUCGAGUUUGAAUUUGUUAGAGAAACAUAACAUAAAAGUUUAUAUUGCCUUAAUUGAAUUGGCGUAGUGCUUAUUCGAGAAUAUAAAUAAUGGCUCAAUCAUCCGCCGCGCCGCCGAAAGAGCGUUAUAUACCAAAUGGAUUGAAGUUCGCGUUUGGUGGCCUUGCAGGAAUGGCGGCGACGUGCGUUGUCCAGCCUUUAGAUUUGAUCAAGACAAGAAUGCAAUUGAGCGGCAGCGGGAAGAGCUCCUUCGCUGUGGCCGGGGAAAUCGUUGCGAAGGAAGGCUUCUUCUCAUUGUACGCUGGGCUGUCAGCUGGCUUACUGAGACAAGCAACGUACACGACCACGCGGCUCGGAGUCUAUAGCUGGCUCUUCGACGCUUACAGAGAACGCAACGCUGGUGCCAACCCUGGCUUCGGCACGAAGACCAUGCUGGGCGUGGCCGCCGGGUCCAUUGGCGCGUUCGUCGGCACUCCGGCUGAAGUGGCCCUCAUACGGAUGACGGCUGACGGACGCCUGCCCCAGGAGCAGAGGAGGAAUUACAAGAACGUUGCUGACGCGCUGAUCAGGAUAGUGCGCGAGGAGGGCGUGCUGAAGCUGUGGCGCGGCGCCACUCCCACGGUGGGACGCGCCAUGGUGGUGAACGCGGCGCAGCUGAGCACGUACUCGCAGGCGCGGGAGGCGCUCGCGGGCCGCGUGCCCGACGGCGUGGCGCUGCACUUCUGCGCGUCCAUGGUGUCCGGGCUGGUCACGACCAUCGCCUCGAUGCCCGUCGACAUCAUUAAGACCAGAAUCCAAAACGCGGCAAAAGGUCAAAGUCAGCUGUCGGUAGUGACCUCCCUGCUGCGGAACGAGGGCGUCCUGUCGCUGUGGAAGGGCUUCCUGCCGUACUACGCGCGCCUCGGGCCCCACACCGUGCUCACCUUCAUAUUCCUGGAGCAAAUGAACACGGCCUACUUCAAAUACACGUAAUGUGUUGCCCACUCUAAAACUUUUGUGAGAAAAUGGGGGGAAAUUUAUUUACGAAAUGGGGAAAACAAAUUUUGAUAUAUUUUUUGCGAUAAUUAAAAGGUAUGUAAGAAAAAAAAAACACGAUGGAAUGAUCUAGAAUGAGUGAUUACUUAAAUAAGAGUCGCAUGAGAUACAGAGCAUAAGAUGAUUAUUUAUUGAUUUAAGGGAAAAAAUAUAUCGAUAUUUGUAGGCAUUUAUAGAUCAGCUUUUAAAAUAUAUUUAUAUACAAAUUCAAUUGGUGUAAUGUCACAGAGGAAUCGGUCGUUUUUGUAGUUAUGUUAAAAUACGCUAAUUGAAAUUACAUACAUUUUUAUUUUUUGUUACUUUUUUAUAUAGUUAAAUAUAAGCUUUGUUAAAAUGGGUGCCGAAUUCACUAGAAGGAUUCGUUUAGGAACUGCAAUAUUAAAAGUUUUUCGUAUAAUCGACUUCAUUUACACUGAACAUGUUAUAUACAAUUUUGUCUUUAUUUAAUAUGAGAAGAUUGUAUGAAAAAUCAUUGUUAUCAGCAUUUAGAUAAUUGUCUAAUUAUGAGUGCUGCUGGAGAUUCGAUAAGGUGCUUGUUUGUAUUGUAAACAACAAAAAAAUAUGCGCAAAACUCUAAUGUUAUAUAAAAUAGUGAUUGUAUAUAAUGAAAUCGAUGAAAAAUAACAGUAUGAAGUUACUCGAACGAACGAAUAUUAUUAUGUCGCUUUGUCUAUAAACGCCAUGUCUAUGUUUUUUUUUCUCUGUACACAUAAUUACUAUGUAAAUUAGGAAUAUUCUAGAAUUACAAACGAAAUGCAUUUUCCUCAUUUACACACGGAAAUUAGUUUUGAAUAAAUAUUAAUAUCGGUCACAGGAAAAUGGGAAUAGGAAAUAUCGAUUUUAAAACGUUCGUUUUUAGAGUGACUGUGAGCUGCAACACCGUCUCGCUCUCUCUCGUUCUUUUCGUGUCGUGAAGAAAGAGAUAGCAAUAUAUGUAGUUUCAGAUACUAUCCAUCGAAUUUCUCUCGCAAUUCGCAUGGGGUAUGAGUGAUUCGACCAUUGUCACUCAAGAUUUAGUUUAAUCGUAUUUAUUAUCAUCAUACAUUCUCUCUUCUCUAUCGUUGUUGACAUUGAAAAAAAAGCUGUUUAUUUAUUGGUAACAUUUGCCAGUAAAUAUUUAAAAAAAAAUAUAUUAUAUAGACAAAGGUGAAAUUGUUCUAAACAUUACUACAGUCAACACUAGAUUUAAGUGGAAAACAGAUUCCUAGUGACGUCAUUACAAUCUCGUUAACAUUUUCUACGGUUUUUUUCUUGGUCUAAUUGUAAAUACUUUUUGCUAAUUUCAUUCAAAAUUCGAGGCCACGGUUCUUGAAAUCAUAAUGCCGGUUUUAAAUCGAAAACAAUGUUAAUUCGUUACUAAGUCAAACAUUUCAUCUAGAGCGAAGGUAGAUGAAAAUCGUCGCAUCGGGUCGUUGACCUCCCGAAUCAACUCGGAUUUGUUCAUCGAUCUAUUGAAACAGAAUAUUUACAGUAAACUUGUUAUUUGAGGAGUUAGAUUAACGGACAUCCGACGUUUUGCUUCUGUUGUCAAGAAUUUCGCCUCUUGGUUUCUUGUGUUUGCUGUAUCAUUAUUGCUUUGCAGUUAAAUGCGAUAAUAGUGUUUAAAUUAAGAUCAUAUAAACUUGUAUAAUUUAUUUAUUCCUAAUUCUAAGCUCAAAGAUUUUGUAUACCUGAUUUAAAAAUAGUCUUUAAUCAUUAUAUGGCUUAUUUAUAAUUUCUUCAGUAGAGGCUUUGGAAUGUACCGACUGAAUUCGGAAUAUCGAAAGUAAAUAUGAUGUGUAUUUCAAUUAUAAUCUUUAUUUUCAUCAGAAAAAGUUGAAUUUCUUUUAAAUCUAUUUAACUACGUAUAUGUGUAUCUAAUUUCUUCGAUUUCGGCGAGUAAAAGACCUAAUUAAAACUGCUCUUACGGUCUUAAUAUCCAAACUGUAAAGUAUAAAAAAAUAUCGUAAAAAUGGUUUUAAUUCUGUCUAUUAAUAUAUUUUUCUUUUCAUGUUCAACUUAUAAAUGAGUGGCAAUAGGAUAUAAAGGCUAUGGGGCAGAUUGAAACAAACAAAAAAAAAUGAUAAUUUAAUGAAAAAUGAUUUUGAACCUAAUAUUUACUUACAAAAAAGGUCAUAUUUAAAUAUGGAGACUGACCGAUUGCUACAUUGUGUUACGCCCCGUACAGCAGCGCAGAAGAUAACCAGACAAAGGUAUUUCGAAAGUAGUCUUUAUUCCAUUGCAGCAAGGUAUAUAUUUAUAUUAUGUAAUAAUUCCACACGAAAUCAUGUGAUAAAAUGUUUUUCAUAAUAUAUUUAUUAAUAUAUAGAGGAUAUAUUUUUAUAAGCGCGCUUUAUAAUUCGUGACUAACAUAGAUGUUGUAAUUUAAAUAAAAUUAUGAUUGUUGA